AUGGCUGAGCCACAAGGCGGUGGUGCUGAAGGAAGCAGGCGUAGAAGCACUAGUGCCGCAAGGCGUGGCGCGGCGGCGCCAACGCAAGAGGGAGCGACGCCGCCAUCUCCGAGUAGUCCAUGCGGCGCUUGCAAGUUCUUGAGGAGGAAGUGUGUUGCAGGGUGCAUCUUUGCACCCCACUUUAGCUCGGACCAAGGUGCCGCUAAGUUUGCGGCGGUUCACAAGGUGUUUGGUGCUAGCAAUGUGUCGAAGCUUUUGUUGCAUGUUCCGGCACACCGCCGCAAUGAAGCGGUGGCGACUAUUUGUUACGAGGCUCAGGCAAGGCUAUCUGAUCCGGUUUAUGGUUGUGUGUCCACCAUUCUCUCUUUGCAACAACAGGUGGCAUCUUUGCAAGCAGAGGUGGCUAUGACUCAAACUCAAGUGAUGAAUGGAAGGAUUGCAUAUGCAAGUGUUCUUGACACCACCCAGCAGCAGCAGCAGCAACAGCAACAACAAGCACUACAGCAUCACCACCCAAACAUGAUCAACACUCUGGGGCUGUAUCCGGCAUUCUCAAACAGCUCAUCUGCCUCCACAACCAACCUUAUGAACAUCACCAACUUCAACCCUGCUACCGGUGGUUUCGACCUCUCAAUGGAGGCGGCAACAGCACCCUCAUCGUCUCACAGCAUUCAUCCACUUCAUCAUAAUAGCAAUUUCUCUCGCUUGUCUCAAUAUGAUGAUGAUGAUGAACAAGAAAGCAAGAUUCCUCCGGUCUUUAACCCUGAUCUGUAG
Arachis stenosperma is the source of this 774-nucleotide messenger RNA. RefSeq names its product LOB domain-containing protein 20-like. The transcript has 2 exons. NCBI's taxonomy places the organism in Eukaryota, Viridiplantae, Streptophyta, Magnoliopsida, Fabales, Fabaceae. Gene Ontology annotation, cellular component: nucleus. Gene Ontology annotation, biological process: positive regulation of DNA-templated transcription; hormone-mediated signaling pathway. The coding region runs from base 1 to 774 and encodes 257 amino acids. The record is from RefSeq and is a predicted model, not a curated record.